Molecule: messenger RNA, 3248 nt
Organism: Aegilops tauschii subsp. strangulata
Lineage: Eukaryota; Viridiplantae; Streptophyta; Magnoliopsida; Poales; Poaceae
Source: RefSeq, a predicted model, not a curated record
UCUUUUGGCGGAUGUUUUUUUUUUGCGCCAAGAUGAAUGUAGAUUUUUUUCGAGAAUCGUGUAGAUCCAAAUUUUGUUACAAAAAACAUGGCACCUUGCUUGGAACCAAUGAUUGAUUGUAUGGAGUAGCAUUUUCAAAUUUCGAAAACCACCUUUGCUUGGUCGCGGAUGGAUGAGCAUGACCCCGGUCAAAAGCUGUCGAACGUUGGCCCACCCAGCAGGAUCCUCCGCCCUCUUCAAUAGACGCUCGACACGUGCCUAGCUCGUCGUCUAAAGCUCCAACCUUUCUCUUGUCUUCCUUCCCAACAAGACCCACCUCCGGCCGGCCUCAGAGUGAGCAAGAGAGAGAGAGAGAGAGAGCGCGGCCAUGGCAGAGAAGGGGAGCAAGAAGGACAUCGGAUCCGUCCUCAUGCAGGCCAUGCUGGCCGCCAAGACGGUGCGGGCGCAGCGCGACCGCCUCCUGCAGCUCCAGCACCGCCUGCAGGACCUCCAGGCCGACGCCGACGCGGAGGCGAACGGCGACGCCAAGCUCGGGGGGCUCGCGUCCAACCUCUUCGAGGUCUACUACAUCGGCCUGGAGGCCGGCGCCCGCAUGCUCACGGCCUGCGUCGAGAUCGCCGUCAAGAAGGGCGUUCGCUUCGCCCCGCCCAACCUGGCUUUCGCAGUCAUGCCCGACGAGCAGCUCCACGACGCGCUGCUCGCGCAGCAGUUCCCGGCCCGCCCCAGGUCCCAGGCCCAGGCCCUCGACCGCGUCAUGGCCGCCGUCUUGGCCAUCAAGCUGCUGGAGGAGCACCUCCUCCCGCGCUGCGUCGAGUGCCUCGCCGGCGGCAAGGCCCCCGUCCCCGGCAAGACCCCCGGCUCCUCCUCGCCCGACAGCAGCCCCGACAGGGACGAUGGCCCGGACCCGGUCGCCGCCGCCACCGAGGCCCUCGCCAAGGUCGACCUCUCCAACGACCCGGACGCCACCGCCAAGCCCGGCUCCAGCAAAGCCCGUCAGGCAGCCAGAGGCGGCGGCGGCGGCGGCGACGUGAACAAGUCGCUCGACUACCUGUACCGCGCGUGCAGGAUCGCGAGCCUCGCCGUGAAGCACAUCGACGUCGCCGUCACCGUCCUCUCCCGCUUCAUGGAGCCCAAGAGGCUCGCCAGCCUCGCCGAGUUCUGCGACGACCACGCCUACAUCUCCGAGGGGGGCUUCUAUCUAGCAUCCGAUUGACUGCUUCACCUCAUCGAUCAAGCCAUGCUCUCCUUAUCGGUCUUUUAAUUUACCAUCCAGACCAGAUCGACCUGUGGUUUCAGUUCAGUCUCUUCGUCAGAUUUAUCUGCUGCCAUGCUCUUCUAUUUGUGCUCAAUUAAUUCCUGGACGGCCGUGGCUAUCUAUCUCAGCUUCAUCAAAUCAAUUUGGGGUAAUCAAUGUUGAUCUGCAUCUUAUCUUAUCUGUGGGACAAAUGAUCGAAUCGGAUGAGCUAUAUAUCUUAAUUAGAUUCAUGUAUCGUACUAGUUCAGAUGUCGUAGCUGCAUCAUGUUCGUGGUCGAUGGAAUCGAAUCGCAUCCGCAUGACAAAAUUAGGAAUUUGGACGUGCUACUACUAUGUGUUUUAGUAGUAAUCAAAUGUUCUGUGAUGCCAUUUUUCUGUUCGGAUCCUAGCAAGCUUGCAUCCCCGGUUUGUGAACCGUGUUUUCUUCUAUGUGGCGUAGCAACAUUUAGGCUGUGUUUGGUAAUCCUCCUACAUGCUGGUUUAUCUGCGACUGAUCGACCAGGCACAGUUUGUUUGUUGUCCCUGUUUAUCCAGAAUAUUUGGUGACCUUCUGCCUUAUGUCAUUAUGUGUGGUGUUCCCACUGCUUCUUUCGAAUCAUUCUAUUGAAGAUACAAGUAUAUAGAACCAGCGUACAUGAUCUGGACCUUUUGAUUCCAGUUGGAUUGCUGAUCGAAAACGAGCUCCUAUCAGUCUCUUAUUGUUCAUCGAUAUAUGAUGCAACCUUUUGAUAUGAGUGCAGUUGGCUCAGAUUACUCUCCUGCAUGCUACAAACCUGUGUUAACUUAAUUUCUGGACGAAAUGUUGUAGGUAGUGUAAUGUUGAUCUUGGACAUGCUAUAUGUGAGACAACCGAAUCAGAUUCAAAUUGCAGUUUUCGCGCAUGUCCAAAAUUGGGAUUUUCUGGGAUUUUGGACAUGCUAGUUGUGUUUAAUCAUUUUCUGGGAUGGCAUUUGCCUUGACAUAGGAUAGUAAUUUGGGUUGAGUAAUGUUGUUAUGCAUUUUCUAGGAUGGCAUUUGCUUCGACAUAGGAUAGUAAUCUGGAUUGAGUAAUGAUGGAAUUGAAUUGCAAUUUCAACGCAUGCGAAAUUGGCAUUUUGGGCAUGCUACUAGUAUGUGUUUAAUCGUUAACUGGUAUGGCAUUUGCUUCGAUCACAGGAUAAUAAUCUAGAUUCAUUAUUGAAUGUGUGUGUCCGCAGUUCGUUAAUUUUGUUCUCAAUGGUCACCGAGAAACUCACGGUGAACUGCAUCCUCAUAUGCCGGUGGUUUGGGAGCAUGCAUUAGUCAUAGUAUGCUGCCACUUUUCCAACAUGUAGUUUCGAAAUCGUCUGCCCUGUCCUAGUUAUUCUGUAGCUAGGAAAGGAUAUAUAUUAGUAGCAUUGGCGUUACCCUUAAAGAAGAAUAAACUAAAAUAAAAAGUCAAAAGUCAAAAUAAUUAAGUUUUCAAAGAAAGAAUGAAUUAGUGGAAUUGGUAUUAUUUUUAAAAAAUGUUUUAAACAAUAAUAACACAAUUUGCCCACAAUUUGCAAGAAAAUUGAGUUUUUUAUAAUAUGCAAGGAUAACAUAUAAAAUGGAAUUUCCAAAAAAGUAAGUUCUCCAAAAAACAAUAAAUUAGUGUCACUGGUAUUAUUCUUAAAGAAUAAAAUAGAAAAAUUAAAGGAAAAUCUAAAUAAGUUUUCUAAGAAGAAUCAAUUAGUGGCAUUUGUAUUAGCCAUAGAGAAUAAAUAAAAAACAAAUAAAACAAGUAAUGAAAAUUUGCACAUGGUUUACAUAGAAAUUAUGUUUUCUUUUUAAUAUGCAAGAAUAAGCAUAUAUAUUGGAGUUUUCUCAAAAUAACAAGUUUCCUAAGAAGGAAUGGAUUAGUGGCAUUGUAUUAGCCUUAAAAAAGAAUGAGAAUGACAUAAGAAACUAAAACAAAAUCAAAUUGAUAAUUUUUUCUAGGGAAGAAUGAAUUAGUGCCAUUGAUAUCACUCUUCCCAAAAUAAUAAAAUAAAAA